AUCACAAAGGGAGACAGAGACGUAGAAGCUUAGAGAUACGAGAAGCUGAGGCAUCCCUGUUUCUGUGGACAAACCUCUCAAAUACAAGAGUUACUCUCAGGACUCAUCAAGGAGAACCAGUGGAGGUGAUAAACCUGAGACAGAUCUCUGUACAGCUGACAAGAUGCCAAUCAGUAGUGUGCUGGAGAAGAGCAAUGGUGUGGUGGUCGGUGCUGAGCUGACCUGCAGUGUGCGGGAGGAGAACAAGGCUCAGAGAGAGAGCUACAGCGCUGACUGGCACAGUGUUAGCUUCAAGACUCAACCUCAGGAAAGACAGACCAUGAACAUGAACGACAACUCCCGCAGAGAGACUCUGUCCAGGCAGUGGCAGGUCCGCUCUCUGAUACAGACCUGCCCCUCUGGUGUCUUCAGGGUCGGCACAGUAGAAAGAGGGGUUAGGGAGCACCAGCUGCUACCAAAGAGAAAUACCCUCCCGCUGCCCAUCUUUAUGCCUGCAGAGCUGGGAGUUAGACUUGGACGUGGAGCCCCACACACAGAGGAUGACCUGCAGCCCUUCCCCACACCAGACGGAGUCUGUCACAACAAGAGAACCGUGGACGAGAUCACCAGAGACCUUCCUCCUGUCAAGCCAAGUCUCAUGGAGUUUGCAAAAGAACCCAAAGCCCUGGGUCGAUCUAUGUCCCUGGAGGUUCAGAGAGGCUGAAACAUGGGAUAACAGGAAAAGAGGGAAUGCUGAGAAAUUAGAAAGAUAACAGAUGGGAAAGAGCAUGUCAGGAAAGAUGUACAUACAAAGAGCAAUUUCUAGAAAAAUUUGCCAUCCUAGAACUUUAGCACCCUUAAUGCCACACUUUGUUGAUGGUGGAAUUUGAUGUCAGUGGUAUUAGAUGUAGUUAUGUGAAAGUAUUUGCACUGUGACAUAGGUGCAACUGUACGGUGGGCUAACCUUUGCCUGUAUUAGCCAGCUGUCCCCAUCAUAUCUCCUGAUGUCUCAGUGUGAUGCAACAGUUACUCCCACUAGUGCAUUUUUAAUGGAAAGUGCUGGUUUAAUCAAAGAUCAAGUCAGUGAUAUGUGACCACAAAUGGCAAAUGAUGUCGAAACAAAGAAACAGGUGUUAGAAAGGAUGGAAAGUAGGAAAGAGAGCCAGAGAUGUGGAGAGGUGAGGGGUGAGGAAACAUGCCUUGGAGUUGGUCACCCUCCAGGACUCCCGAAGCUUCUGCCAGCCCCUGAUCUGUGUGAAGAGAACAGAAUGCGCUGGCAUUACACUGCAGCUGUACACAAGUGUGUUCCUGUGUGUGUGUGUACGUGUGCCGACUGACAUCUCUUAUUAAAAAGACAUAGGAAAACCAAUAACCUGUUCUUUACUCUGUAUUAAUUGACCUGCCUUGUUAGUUAAGUGGUAACACUUAUCUUAUAUCUGAUAGAAGAAUAGAUAUUGUAAUAGCCAAAAUUACUUAUGGGCCCAUGAGUUUAAAAUGAGUGCAUUGAUGUUGAAAUUGUUUUUCUUAGAAAUUUAUUAUUUUUAUUAAUAAAAUUAAAAAAAAAAAAAAGCAAUU
Messenger RNA from Melanotaenia boesemani (Boeseman's rainbowfish), 1554 nucleotides. Its product is annotated as titin-cap (telethonin). Gene Ontology annotation, biological process: cardiac muscle tissue morphogenesis; skeletal muscle contraction; detection of muscle stretch. NCBI's taxonomy places the organism in Eukaryota, Metazoa, Chordata, Actinopteri, Atheriniformes, Melanotaeniidae. Gene Ontology annotation, molecular function: structural constituent of muscle; titin binding; protein-macromolecule adaptor activity. Gene Ontology annotation, cellular component: Z disc. The record is from RefSeq and is a predicted model, not a curated record. The transcript has 2 exons. Bases 164 to 703 code for a protein of 179 amino acids.